CGACUGAAAUACUACGCCGGCCAAGUGAAUCGUCUGCUCCCACUCCCCAUUCCACUUUAUAGUUCUAAGCUCUUUCGUACAGGUACAAGUGUGAAGAAUAGAUCCCUAUUCCCAUGUACAACAGCAUUGUCAGUGAGUAUGCAUAGUCCUGGCAGCUAUGGAUUUGAGAAGCUAUACCAUAAUGACUGCAAGUGGCUAUCAGUGUUCUGUACAUUAUCUAUUUUUAUAAUUUCAUUAUUUAAGGAGAUGUAUUACAAGUUAAUGUUGUUUGCAGAAUGGGCUUAGUCAGCAUGUUUUGCUGCAGAUCAACUGCUUUAGUGGCUAACUCAACCAGAGAGAAAGAGAGAGAGAGAUAGAGAUAGAGAGUGAGAGAGAGAGUGAGAGUGAGAGUGAGAGAGAGAGAGAGAGAGAGAGAGAGAGAGCGAGAGAGAGAGAGAGAGAGAGAGAGAGAGAGAGAGAGAGAGAGAGAGAGAGAGAGAGAGAGAGAGAGAGAGAGAUUAUGCUCACAAUGGUAACCGUAGGUAUGUUUGAUACCUCUGGUUCCUUAUCCGGGGACUACCUCAUCUUCUGCUAUUGGGCCUUGGGGUCACGUGGUAAAAGUAACUUUACAGGGCUGCUCGCAAGUAGGAGGGCUUUAUGGAGCAGAAAAACGACAAAGCUAGAAAAAUUAUUUUCCACUCCCGAAAUUAAUGAUCAUGAGCUCGUAUUUGAUGGACUCUAACUACAUUGAUCCGAAAUUUCCUCCAUGUGAGGAAUAUUCGCAAAAUAGCUACAUCCCAGAACAUAGUCCAGAAUAUUAUAGCCGCGCAAGGGACCCUGGCUACCAGCAUCACCAUCAGGAGUUAUAUCCUCCGCGGGCGAGCUACCAAGAACGCCAAUAUAACUGUCCAAGCAUCCCCGAACCUGACACACCAAGAGGACAUGGACUACCCCAUUCGGCACACCUGCUUGCAGGAAAAGGACAACCGGCCUCAUGUGAGACCCCACAGUUAUCAAUGUCCCCAUCCACCCCACCGGCUGCAACCUCCGCCUGCAACCAAGCUACACCGGAGCAUCCAAACAGCGCAGCCUCCUCCAAGCAGCCAGUGGUAUACCCUUGGAUGAAGAAAAUUCACGUCAGCACUGUGAACCCAAAUUACAAUGGAGCGGACGCCAAGCGGUCUAGGACAGCAUAUACUCGGCAGCAGGUCUUAGAAUUGGAGAAGGAAUUCCACUAUAACCGAUAUUUAACACGGCGAAGGCGCAUCGAGAUUGCUCAUUCCUUGGUUCUCUCCGAGCGUCAAAUCAAAAUUUGGUUUCAGAAUCGCAGGAUGAAGUGGAAAAAAGACCAUAGGCUUCCUAACACCAAAGUCAGAUCGUCAUCUUCCUCCUCCUCAACGGGCAUAUCCUCCGGGUCCAACACAACUUCAGCUGCCGGCGCAGUUGCCGCUGCCUCGGCUACUAACGUUGUGUCUACACCCGAUGAACUUUCCGGAGCACAGCAUGGCGAGGAUAUUACACGGUUAUAAAGGCGAACCCCUUGAACAUGGAAGACUGAAAAAUGACUGGUUAUUUAUAGAACAUGAUAUAUUUUGUUUUCGUAGGUAUCUUGUGCGGUUUCCUUUUAGUCCAAAGUUAUAUAAAAUGCAUGUUAUAUAGCAUGGAUUAAUGCGAAUACCGAUGGAUAAUUUUUACGUGACACAGGGUUUAAUUUAUUUAAAACAAAAAUGAGAUUGUUUUUUUAAUGAAAAUUGUUUUGAAUGAAGGAAAAAUGUACAUUUUAUCAAAAUGUUAUUGUGGGCUAUUCUUUUGCUCUGCCCAAGGUGAAAUGCACAAUCUAUUUAUUUCAACAACACUGGAAGGAUAUUAUAGACCUAUAGGUUAUUUUUGGUAAAAAGCUGGAACACACACCAUUGGUCUUGAACGUGUAUGUUUAGGCAAUGUGUGAAUUACCUCGCAUAUUUCAAAUACAGAAUUUUUAAUUACAAUUUAGUUUUGUGAUGUAGAUGUUGUGUUUUAGGCCGUUCAACGCAAAUUAUUGUGAAAUGCAAUAAACGGAGAUUAGUGUACUUGUGAUAAUCAUAUUGGUCAAUAAAACAGUGAGUGUCUACUAGUUUUACAUUCGCUUGCCUGAAAUUCAUUCAUAACCAUUGAGGUUGAACUACGUUUUUAGCUGCUUUGCUCAGCUAUCGUCCACGUUUUGUAUUUCUUCAGAUGUUGAAAUCUAAAAAUGUGACUUUUUGAUGUCCAAGACGAUCUCUUGUCAAACGUGUUUAUGUUGCUUGCGUAAUUAUGUUACGGAAUUGAAGUGCAGCUUUUUCAGUCAUCAGUAACGGAUUGUAAGUAUAGGCCAUACUACAUAGGGACGUUUAAUUCAGUGUUAAAUUGUCCUCUGUGUUUUUUAAACUACAAUCCCUAUUUAUAGC
Messenger RNA from Osmerus eperlanus (European smelt), 2405 nucleotides. RefSeq names its product homeobox protein Hox-C4a. Gene Ontology annotation, cellular component: nucleus; nucleoplasm. The record is from RefSeq and is a predicted model, not a curated record. Lineage: Eukaryota; Metazoa; Chordata; Actinopteri; Osmeriformes; Osmeridae. Gene Ontology annotation, molecular function: DNA-binding transcription factor activity, RNA polymerase II-specific; RNA polymerase II cis-regulatory region sequence-specific DNA binding. Gene Ontology annotation, biological process: positive regulation of transcription by RNA polymerase II; anterior/posterior pattern specification; embryonic skeletal system morphogenesis. The transcript has 2 exons. Bases 690 to 1508 code for a protein of 272 amino acids.